CAUAUUUUGAUUGUAAAUGACUGCAUCAUGCGUAACUUUCUAGACACGUAAAGUCAAAAUACCUAAUUAGUUGGCGUCUUGGCUUCACAGACUUUACUAGAUUUCAAUAAUCCAGAUAAAAAUUAUGUGAUAAUUCAAUUAUCUAUAUUCCAAAUUCUCAUCUACUAAUCGUUGACUUUCAAAUCUCUAUUUAGAAACAUCUCUUUACGAUCUUCACUUUCACAUACUUCAUUCUUUUCAAAGAAGACUUGGAACAUGAAGGAGGAUCGGCGUUUUCCUCACAGACAUGAAGUCCUCCAGUUCUUGAAAACCAAAACGGCGCUCGUUAUCUUCAUACUACUACUAACUUAUGUCUUUGGUUACUUAACCGCAUACUAUAACCAUCAACCUUCUUUACACGUGCCACCACCACCAUCAACAGCAGUGUUUAAGACCGUCAAGUCGACAAAACCUCGCAGUUGCCUAGUUGACAACUUCCGAGUAACCACUCGCUGCGGCGACCUUGUUCCGCCGGAAUCAAUCCGUCAAACGGUCAUCGACAAGAUCUUCAACGGAACUUCACCGUACGUCGACUUCCCACCGCCGCACGCCGGGAAAUAUCUCCGGUCAAAACGGAUCAAAGGCUGGGGAUCGUACGGAGACGUCUUCGAGAAUCUAAUCCGCCAGGUCAGACCUCGGACGAUCGUGGAAGUUGGAAGCUUUCUCGGUGCCUCGGCGAUUCACAUGGCGAACCUCACGCGCCGCCUUGGACUCGAGGAAACUCAGAUUCUGUGCGUUGACGAUUUUCGUGGCUGGCCCGGUUUUCGAGACCGGUUUAAAGACAUGGCGUUGGUGAACGGCGAUGUCUUGCUUUUGUACCAGUUUAUGCAAAACGUGGUCAGCUCUGAUUUAACCGGUUCGAUUUUACCGGUUCCGUUCUCUACUGGUUCGGCUUUGGAGAAGCUGUGUGAGUGGGGUGUAGCGGCGGAUCUGGUGGAGAUAGACGCGGGUCACGAUUUCAACUCGGCUUGGGCUGAUAUAAACCGGGCGGUCCGGUUACUGCGACCCGGCGGAGUUUUGUUCGGUCACGAUUAUUUCACGGCAGCUGAUAACAGAGGAGUGAGGAGAGCUGUUAAUUUGUUCGCGGAGAUUAACCGGUUAAAAGUCACAACCGAUGGUCAACAUUGGGUUAUCCACUCGGUUAAUGUUAUUUGAUUUCUUCCCUUUUUUGGCUAAAUUGAUUCUCCUUUUUUAUAUAGUAUAAAAUAAAUAUGGCAGAAUUUAAAAUGCGAUGUAUGGUAAGAAAAUGGAUGAUUCUCAAUUCGAGAGAACAGAUUUGGUCAACUGUAAAAGAGAAAAUUCACUUUCUUUUCUAUUUUUUUUAUCAAAACUUUAUUUUCUAUUUAAAACUCUCAAGAGAAAAUUCACUUUCUUUUCUAUUUUUUUUUGUAUCAAAACUUUCUUUUCUAUUUAAAACUCUCUUUCGUUCUUGCAAGGUGUUGUUUUUGAAAAAAAUGUCCACAUCGUCUUGAAUUCUUUUGUACAUAGAGCCUAGAGGAUAACGUGUUGAAAACUUGAAUUUCUUGAA
Raphanus sativus (radish) is the source of this 1567-nucleotide messenger RNA. RefSeq lists its product as uncharacterized. Bases 256 to 1194 code for a protein of 312 amino acids. The record is from RefSeq and is a predicted model, not a curated record. The transcript has a single exon. NCBI's taxonomy places the organism in Eukaryota, Viridiplantae, Streptophyta, Magnoliopsida, Brassicales, Brassicaceae.